ACAAAUGUUGAGUCAGUUUAUCAGUGACAGUGGCAAGAGCUUCUCACUUUUGUUUUAAUUACGAAUCAGUUAACAUUGAGCGCGUGCCGUAUAAAACUCCACCAGUUUUUCUUCUGACUACUAGUUGUUAUCAGACAGUAGUGGUUGUCGGUUGGGGGAAAAAUUGUGCUCAUAAAUACUUCUAUUUUAGAGACCAAAAAACAAUAAAAAAUUGAAUUUUUUGAAAAAAAAUAUGAGAUAACACAAUUUGGUGUGGUUUUACAAAACCAAGUGAUCUUCACAUUAUAAAAGUGAAAUUGAAUAUUGUGUAAUUUAUAGUUGAUUUUUUUACUUGUGAAUACAAUUUGUGUUCUACUAUUACAAAUGUUUCUAAAAUAUUCUCUACAGUCGUGAUAUAUCAAUAUUUCACGAACAGCUAUUGUAAAAAUACUUUAAGUGAUAUUGUGAUAAUAAAUAUUCGAUCUAGAAAGAUCGAAUAUUGCCGUGGACAACGACAGGAAGUUUUGCUGAGAAUUUUGUUAAAAACUGGCCUUUGAGAUGCAGUCCACAGAUCCAGGAGGGGCCAGCGUCAACCAACAGUCUGCAAACGCUCUGCCACAUCCACAAUCAACGGCUCCGGCCGGGGGUGGUGGAGGUGGCGGAAGCGGUCCUGGUGGCAGCAAUGGAGGACUCUUUGGGACAGCAAAAUCAUGGGUGGAUCGCUGGCGUGGCUCGAGGCGUCUCGUCCUCAUCAUUGUGGCGAUUGCACUCCUCCUCGACAAUAUGCUUCUCACCACAGUCGUUCCCAUCAUACCGGAAUUCCUCUAUGACAUCCGACACCCGGACGCACCUCUGGCUAGCCUGCCCAAACAUCCACCACCAACCACCCCAGCACCACCAUGCGGACAGACCACGACGCCAUGGGACGGGAUUCAAGAAACAACACCCGGCUUCGACAAUGCCAGCUUUUACGAGGCAUUGGAGGAGCGACAUAGGGAACUUGUUGGAGAAACCGUCGAAGUUGGUCUCAUGUUUGCGUCUAAGGCUUUCGUACAACUCCUUGCCAAUCCCUUUGUUGGACCACUAACACACAAGAUAGGCUACAGUAUACCGAUGUUUGCAGGAUUUGUGAUUAUGUUUAUCUCAACCAUAAUUUUCGCCUUUGGACGAUCGUACAGUGUUUUGUUUCUGGCACGAGCCCUUCAGGGCAUUGGGUCGUCAUGUUCAUCAGUGUCGGGCAUGGGAAUGCUGGCGGAGAGGUACACAAAUGACAAAGAGCGCGGAAAUGCAAUGGGUAUUGCUCUGGGUGGUCUGGCGUUGGGUGUAUUGAUUGGGCCGCCCUUUGGCGGUGUGAUGUAUGAAUUUGUGGGCAAAUCUGCACCCUUCAUCAUCCUGGCAGCUCUUGCCCUUGGCGAUGGUGUCCUUCAGCUACUCAUGCUGCAGCCCUCAGUUGUGCACACAGAAUCCGAUCCACCCUCCCUCAAAGCCCUUGUCUGCGAUCCUUAUAUCAUCAUUGCUGCUGGUGCUAUCACCUUUGCCAACAUGGGUAUUGCCAUGCUGGAGCCGUCUCUACCCAUCUGGAUGAUGGACAAUAUGGGUGCCAGUAAGUGGGAGCAGGGUGUUACGUUCUUGCCAGCCUCCAUCAGUUACCUCAUUGGCACUAAUGUCUUUGGGCCACUAGGACACAAAAUCGGACGGUGGCGUGCAGCUCUUCUUGGUCUUAUGAUCAUUGGGCUGUGUCUACUAUGUAUUCCUAUGGCUACUUCUAUCAAUCAUCUAAUCCUGCCAAAUGCCGGUCUUGGCUUCGCCAUUGGCAUGGUGGAUUCGUGUAUGAUGCCAGAGCUGGGAUACUUGGUGGACAUCCGACAUGCAGCCGUUUACGGGAGUGUCUAUGCACUGGGUGAUGUAGCUUUCUGUGUAGGAUUCGCCGUUGGACCGGCUCUCAGUGGGACCCUGGUGAAUACCAUUGGCUUCGAAUGGAUGCUGGUUGGGAUGGCAGUGAUCUGCUUUGCCUACGCACCUCUUCUCACAUUCCUGAGGGCACCGCCGACGCGUGAGGAGAAAAAGGUAGGAAUUGACAAUCCUGGUAUUGUGUCAGACGGCGGCACGACUGGAGGAUCUGAUGGUAUUGUGGUGGUGGCUAGUGCCCCACCAGGUGCCGCCGUCGAAAAUGCCGUGACCAAACUCUAGACUGCUUUCGUCCUUAUCUCUAUGGAUUGUCCUCGUAUAAGAAAAAAAUAAGUCCAUUGUGUUCUGCCACGUAUGCUGUCUUCUUCGCCUUUCACUUCCCCUAUCUCUAUCACCAUCUUCCUUCUUAUCAUCAAAAAAAAGUCCCCUCAUUUGUGCUUAGCUAAAUGUAUUUUUCAAUAAAGAACUUAGAUGUAUUAUCGAAUUUAUUCUGUAAUCAAUUUAAUUUUUUUGAGAAUAUUUUCUUGUAUUCUUUUUAUGUUUUGCAAGAAUUUUUUUUUGUGAAGAUUUGCUAGAAAUUAAAAUGUGAAAUGAUAGUCCUAGGUGAGAGAUGUAAAGUGAUAUUUUAGAGAAAUAUUUCAUGAAAGAAAUUCACAUGACAAUAGUUUUUAUUCCAAUCAAGUUCAAAUACAUCAUUCUUUAUUACAUUUGUUUUCUGUUUCGCUCAAGCUUAUGACAAUUUACCUCUUUUGUAAAUAUUUAUAGAAUUUAAUAAGUAUUAGGGAGGAUUGUUCAGAAUCUUCCCUGUUAAAUAAUUAGUUUUUUUCUGUAAAUAGUGAGAUGUUCUCGCUUAUACUGUCUACCCCCCAUCUAUUUAGAAUAUUUGUUUUCUUUAAUUUUACCAUCACCAAAAUGUCAUGAAAUAUUUCUGAAAUGUUGAGGUUUAAAGGUGCUACUUCGGACUAAAAUUACUUUGUGCAUUUUUUAUUCUUCGGUAUCAUUUUUAAAAAAAAUAUUCUUUAAUGAAGUUUCAUUUUCGAACUUUAAAAUGAAAUGUUGAAAAGAAAAUACAUAGAGGCUACCAUUUAGUUCUAGGGCAGUAAAAAUAGAAAAAAAUAUUUAAAACCAAAAAAUAAAAGAAUACUCAUGGGCUUUUUGAUAAUUGUUUAUGGAUUUACCUCUUUUGCCAAUAUUUUACGAUCUGCCAAUUUCAUUAAUGUAAAAAAUUUUAAACUAACAUUGAUUGGAAAAGAAUAAAAUCUGGAAUAGGGGGGAGUCGGGAACCUUCGAAUUGACACAGCUUUGAAAAAGGUUUUUCAGCUAUUUUUAACAUUAUUAUUAUAUAAUUUAGCUCAGCAAACAAAUUACGAAGUUAAAUUAUGCCAAGCGCACAAUAACUUUUGUUUGUAAAUAUGUUUUCAAAAUUGCCUGUUAGAGUGAGCGAGAUAACUAGAUCUAGGUUUCAUUCACUCUCAUUGAAAUAUUAAAAACAUGUUUACAAAACAAAUAUUAUUGUGCGCUAGGCAUUAUAUUAAAAUGAGUCUCAAUUCUAUUUAAAAAAUAAUAGGAAAAAGCUCAAUUUCAAAACUGCCCCACUUCAAAGGUGUCCCAUUUCCCCAAAUUUUUAUUAAAACUCUCCUGAAGGAAAAUAAGAGCUUAUUUGGUUAAGAAUUUUCACUUCUUGAAGUAUCCUAAAAUGCUACAAUUUUGGCGAAAAGGGGUAGAUCGUUUAGGGUUUUACGGUCUUGAAUGAUCGUAAACGAUUCUAGACAAAAGAUUAAUUAAACCAAGAGGUAACUCAUAUUGAGAAACCCUCGUCAAUUGUCCGAGAAACGCUUCGCGAAACCGGAGAAACCCAAUUUCUGCAUCGCAAAACCCGAAAAACCCAAUUUCUGCAUCGCGAAACCCGAGAAACCCAAUUUCUGCAUCGCGAAACUCGAGAAACCCAAUUUCUGCAUCGAGAAACCCAAUUUCUGCAUCGCGUAACCCGAGAAACCCAAUUUCUGCAUCGCGAAACCCGAGAAAAAAGAAACCCUUGUCAGAAAAAAUGGAAAUGAGUUACCUCUUGAAUUAAACGUUUUUGGUCCAAUUUUAAACUAUUUUUUGAAUAAAAUAUGAAUUGUCACUGACCAUUUAAAAACUUUUACUGCCAUUUUUAAAUUUCAUAAUCGUCAAAAGUAAUUUAACUCUGACUAAAUGUGUUUUUUGCUGAAAUAAUUGAAAUCGAUUCAAAUCAGCUGACAAUCAGUAAAUGAUAAAAUGAUGUGAAAGUACUUUUGAGAGACAGCAUCUAAGUUACAAGUUCGAACAUUUCGCAAAGCAUUUUUAUAUUUGAAAAAAAAACUUUAAAGACAAAACCGCAAGAAAACAUUAAGUAAACUAUUAUGAGGAACAAAAUUGAGUCGAUAAUCGAAAAUAAUAAAUCACAAUGAAGUCGUAAAGAAAUUUUCUCCUGAGUAG
Phlebotomus papatasi is the source of this 4347-nucleotide messenger RNA. RefSeq names its product synaptic vesicular amine transporter (gene Vmat). Gene Ontology annotation, cellular component: terminal bouton; synaptic vesicle membrane. Gene Ontology annotation, molecular function: serotonin:sodium:chloride symporter activity. Bases 538 to 2169 code for a protein of 543 amino acids. Lineage: Eukaryota; Metazoa; Arthropoda; Insecta; Diptera; Psychodidae. Gene Ontology annotation, biological process: transmembrane transport; aminergic neurotransmitter loading into synaptic vesicle. The transcript has 7 exons. The record is from RefSeq and is a predicted model, not a curated record.